This is a messenger RNA of Salmo salar (Atlantic salmon), 2581 nucleotides long. RefSeq names its product acidic leucine-rich nuclear phosphoprotein 32 family member D. Gene Ontology annotation, cellular component: nucleus. Gene Ontology annotation, molecular function: histone binding; phosphatase inhibitor activity. Gene Ontology annotation, biological process: regulation of apoptotic process. The record is from RefSeq and is a predicted model, not a curated record. NCBI's taxonomy places the organism in Eukaryota, Metazoa, Chordata, Actinopteri, Salmoniformes, Salmonidae.
AGGCGUGUCUUAGAAAGGGGGUUGGGUGCGAGGUAACAUGGUGGUUUGGUUAUCGCCUAUCAGCCAUAGACAGAAGAAGGUUGGAGUGACUGAGCGCUUGAGUGGUCGGCUUUUUAUUUUCAUUUUUCCUUUGAUUUUGUGCUUUCGUUUGUCUUCAAAAUGGAGAUGGAGAAGAGGAUCAGUUUGGAGUUGAGGAACAAGACCCCAGCCGAGGUGGCUGAGCUGGUGGUGGACAACUGUCGGUCCAGUGAUGGAGAGGUGGAAGGGCUGUCAGAUGACUACAAGGAGCUGGAGUUCCUCAGCAUGGUCAACGUGGGGCUCACCUCCCUGGCUAAGCUGCCCUCCCUGCCAAAACUGCUCAAGCUGGAGAUCAGUGAUAACAUGAUCGUUGGAGGCCUGGACCAGCUGUCUGAGAAGUGUCCCAACCUGACGUAUCUCAACCUGAGCGGCAACAAGAUCAAGGAGCUCAGCACUGUGAAGCCUCUGAAAAACCUGAAGAACCUGAAGAGUCUGGACCUGUACAGCUGUGAGAUCACCACUCUGGAGGACUACAGGGAGAGUGUCUUUGAGCUGCUGCCCCAGGUCACCUUCCUGGACGGCUAUGACCACGAAGACAACGAGGUGCCAGACUCAGAGGCUGACGAUGAUGACAACGAGGGGCUAGACUCAGAGGCUGAUGAUGAUGACGAGCACACAGCCGGCCCCACCAGAGAUGGGGACGAUGACGAGGAUGAUGAGGGUUCCGAGGGUGAAGAGGUGGGACUGUCCUACCUGAUGAAGGAUGGCAUUCAGGAUGAGGAAGAUGAUGAUGACUAUGUUGAAGAGGAGGAGGAAGAGGAUGGAGUAGGAGUCCAGGGAGAGAAACGGAAGAGGGAUGCGGAGGACGAGGGAGAUGACAGCGAUGGAGAUGACGACUAGCCCCUCCUGUAACAGCAUAGGAUCACAACUAGGCUAGAACAACAGGAACAGGAAAUAGUUUGUGAAUAUCUUUUUUUUGUGUACCAUAGAUAUUACUGUAGAAUCUAAGUGUUUUAAUUUGUUUUGUACAUGUUCCAUACAAAAAGGAAAGCGGUUUAGAAUUAUAAAAUGGAAUGUGGUUUUGGAACAUGACAGAUGUGAGGAGGGGCUAUAGAGUUCAGACAAGGUGAUGUUUGAGAAGUUGUAGUGGCCCAUUUCAACUCCAUCUGGUUGUGAUUGUCUCCUAUGCCAUGUUCUCCCAAGACUUUAGUUGUCAAGCGAAAAGCUCCAUGUGCUGUCUGGUUGGCUCAUAGUAAUGUUUAUAUGGGAGGAGCUAUAGGAGGACAGGCUCAUUGUUAUGGCUAGACUGGAAUCAAUGGAACGAUGUAUAUAUUUUUUAACAUUUAUUUAACUAGGUAAGUCGGUUAAGAACAAAUUCUUAUUUACAAUGACGGCCAAACCCUGACCCGGACAACGCUGGGCCAAUUGUGCGCCGCCCUAUGGGACUCCCAAUCAUAGCCGGUUGUGAUACAGCCUGGAAUUGAACCAGGGUCUGUAGUUACACCUCUAGCACUGAGAGCAGUGCCUUAGACCGCUGUGCCACUCUGGUAUCAACCACAUCAAACAUAUGGAAACCACACGUUUGACUCGGUUCCAUUCCAGCCAUUACAAUCCUCCUGUAGCUACUCCCACCAGCCUCCACUGGUUUAUAUGUAGACAGGUGGCCAACGAGUAAUGUUUAACAGUGACCCGGGCAGAAAGGAACCUUAGUGAGUUGUUAGCCCCUCCUAUCUGUUCACCUACACUAUAUGUACCCUACCUGUGCUGUAUUGUAGGGAUUGCUGACUGUUUCCUAAGUACUUUGUUUAGGCCCUGGGAUUUGAUACCUUUAAAGUUUGUCCGGUCGCGGUGUCAUCAAUUCACUUUUAAUUCCACAAUCAAACAGCCAACUUGUAAGUUUUUUUUUUUUUUUUAAUGUAUUGUGCUAGGGCUGCAGAUGACUCUGGGCGAUGUAGUUUUCAGGUCACUGGGUAAUGUAGUUUUCAGGUCUCUUACUAUAGCGCUGAUCGUCAUCAAGGAAGCCCUAGAGGUGUGUUUAAAGAGCUAAUUCGUAUUCAGGCUACACUGAGUUAAUUCUGGACCAGUUUAGUGACAUACUAAAGCUCAGGUGGACCCAAUCUCUGAGAAGGACCUGGUGAUAAACAGGUACACAGUUAAUGGUCUCAUCUUUCCUGAAUCCAACUUGGUAUCCUGGACUUCUGUCAUAUCCCAAUGGGGGAAAAAAAUAUUUUCUGCCUCCUUUUUGUUUCUGUUUGGAGUUUUAUGGUUUUACUGUGCAAGAAUUUGAAACUUGUAUGACUAUGUAAAUAGACCUUUUAUCUUUUCUGUGUAGUGUUUGCUUGUUUUUUUUUUUGUUUUUUUUAAACAUGCAAUAUCUGUCCUUUUUUAUUUUUAAUAAACACAAAGCACAUGUCAGGAUGUAAAGCUUCAGACCCCGACGCUCAAUUUUUUUUUUUUUUUUUUGGGGCCUCAGCUGUUGAGAAAGUCAUGUUUUGGAAUUUAUGUUAAUUCAUCUUCUGAAGUGUUUUUAAAUAAAAAUAAAUUCUGUUAAUUCUUAUGUUAA